CCCGCAGUGACGUCACCACUGUGUGUGUGUGUACCGCUGACGUCACGGCGCAACCAUGAUGGACGGCGUGGACGAUGACCCGGAGUUGGUGGCGGAAGCUCCAGCAGGCCAAGCAGAGGACGAGGACUCCUCAGAUUCCCCGCUGCAGGUGGAGAUCUCCGAUGCGCUGAGCGAAAAAGAUAAAGUGAAGUUCACGGUGCAAACCACGACGUCUCUGCCGACGUUCAAGAAGGGGAAGCUGUCGGUGUCGCGGCAGCACGAGGAGUUCAUCUGGCUGCACGACUCGUACGUGGAGAACGAGGACUAUGGAGGCAUCGUCAUCCCGCCGGCGCCUCCGCGGCCCGACUUCGACUCGUCUCGCGAGAAGCUGCAGCGUCUGGGCGAGGGCGAGGCCACCAUGACCAAGGAGGAGUUCUCCAAGAUGAAGCAGGAGCUGGAGGCAGAAUACUUGGCGAUCUUUAAGAAGACGGUGGCCAUGCACGAGGUGUUCCUUUGCCGACUUGCUGCGCACCCCAUCCUGAGCCAAGACCGCAACUUCCACAUUUUCCUGGAGUAUGACCAAGAGCUCAGUGUGCGUGGCAAAAACACCAAAGAGAUCUUGGGAGGGUUCUUGAAGAGCAUGAUGAAGUCAGCUGAUGAAGUCCUGGUUUCAGGAGCAAAGGACUCGGAUGAGUUCUUUGAGCACGAGAAGAUUUUUCUGCUGGAGUAUCACAUGCGCGUGAAGGAGAGUGCACUCAAGGCCGACAAGAUGACACGGGCGCACAAAAAUGUUUCUGAAGAUUACAUUGGCAUCUCCACGUGGCUCUACAACAUUGGGGAGCAGGAGUAUUCCAAGCUAAGCAGAUUUUUACAGCUGUCGUCAGACAUGUUUGAGAAGUACCGCAAGCAGCAGGGCAGGGUGGCGUCAGACCAAGACCUCAAGCUCACCGAUCUCCUGCGAUACUACGUCCGGGAAACCCAAGCAGCCAAGGACCUGCUGUACCGGCGCGCGCGCUCGCUCGUGGACGCUGAGAAUACCGGCAGGGCCCUGGACAAGGCGCGUGCCAAGGGCAAGGACGUGCAGCAGGCGGAGAUGCAGCAGAAGCUCGCCAUGCACAAGUUCGACAGCCUCUCCACGUCGGCGCGACAGGAACUGAUGGACUUCAAGAUGAGGCGAGUGGCAGCGUUCCGCAAAAACCUCGUGGAGAUGGCCGAGCUGGAGCUGAAGCACGCCAAGGCCAGUUUGCAGAUGCUGAACAACAGUCUGACAGCGCUUCAGAACUGUUAGGGGACCAAUGGAUGGAUGUACGCUCGAAGCCACCAAGUAGUAACGAAUAUUUGUUUGUAUCUUCCGCAAGCGUUGUGUGUCACAACAUGAGGGCACGUUGUACGUUUAUAAAUCCUGACGAGCAUCACUGAAAAGAGUGUUAAAAAAAAGUUUUGUUUACUGUAUUUUCCCAAUGUAAAUGCAAUAAAAUACAGAAAAAUUCUUCCAUUUCUGGGUCAUGCCAACUGAUUUUCGUAUAGGGUCUCAUUGUAAUUGAUGGAACAAUGUGAUAUUUUUGCCAGUUGUGUUAAAUUGAUAUGUAAUUAACUUUAAAGAUUGGCACACCUCGGUCAUAUUUAUCGAUUUUGAAGUCGUAUUAUGAUAGCAUUCAUAUAUUAGAAUUGUGUACGGUGGAAAUGCAAGAGAGUAAAAAUUAUAAGCGCACAGGAGUUCAACAAAUGUCCUAAUCUGCGUCCCCCUUUUUCUGUGGCUUAAAUUAAACCACGCAACCAACAGCGCAGGCAACCAAUUUUACUUGUUCAGGCACUGAAUUCCUUUCAGUUCCUGAGGAAGCUUCCAGCCCAUGGAUGGACACAUAUGACAUGGCAAACAACACGCAAUGCAACCCAAAACACAUACCAGAGAGCUGUACAGUACAACCAUGAAAGCAUACACAGCACACACGCCACUAUAAUUUGCAGUGUCUGUGCCAUGUCCCUUCUCAAAGACAUCAGCGAUUGUGUCCUUCCAAUCAACUCAGCCCAUGAUAUUUACUCAAGAACGCAGCGGCCAGUUAAAAUUGCUUAUGUACUUGAUUUGCUGCCAUCUGUACAUAUGUGGUUAUUGGUUUCCUUGAAAGGGUGGAUAGAAAUGAUUAAGUUGAUCUUGUAUGCACCUUCUUACUGGAAGUCAAAAAGAUGCAACGCUAUGUACAAGGAUUACCUGGAAUGGUUUAUGCAAAUGUAUUUUUU
This is a messenger RNA of Petromyzon marinus (sea lamprey), 2217 nucleotides long. Its product is annotated as sorting nexin-6-like. Gene Ontology annotation, molecular function: phosphatidylinositol binding. The record is from RefSeq and is a predicted model, not a curated record. Lineage: Eukaryota; Metazoa; Chordata; Hyperoartia; Petromyzontiformes; Petromyzontidae. Gene Ontology annotation, cellular component: endosome. Gene Ontology annotation, biological process: retrograde transport, endosome to Golgi.